GUUUAAACUGCUUCAGCUUUUUAUGUGUUCUCUUUCAAAUUGGAAGCGCUGAGCUCUCUCGGAAAUCUUCAGUUUUGCUCAGAUCUCCGAUCUUUCUAGUAGAUCCGUACGAAAUCGAAGACUCGGAAUCGAAACAUGUCGGCGCUUUUCAACUUCAAUUCGUUCUUGACGGUGGUGCUGCUCGUGAUUUGCACGUGCACCUUCGUGAAGAUGCAGUUUCCGGCCGUCCUGGAGCUAAAAAGCGGAUUUCGGGGAUUUUUCUGGAAGGCGGCUAGAAUAGGUGAACGCCUGAGCCCUUGGGUUGCGGCUGGAUGCUUUACGAUGGGGAUCUCAAUUAUAUUUUUCUGAGCAGGUACUGCUUUUGUGCUCCUGGAUGCAGCUGCAUCUCGUCGUUCGUUUGUCUUGCUGUCCUAACGCGCCCCUUUUGUUCUUGUUCUUGACCUGAUUUCGUACGAAGUGCAAUGCCAGUGGGUUACAGAAUAGGCGUCUCGCUUACAUGUGAUUUAAACCUGUAGUUGGCGGUUUAAUUUUGCGACAAAAACUAACAUUACCUGCAGAUUGAUGAUAUGUACAUAAAUUAUUGUUAACACAGCUGUUUUUACGAAUGAAUUGAAAUCAGUUUCUUGUC
Malus domestica (apple) is the source of this 628-nucleotide messenger RNA. RefSeq lists its product as uncharacterized. The record is from RefSeq and is a predicted model, not a curated record. Gene Ontology annotation, biological process: intracellular transport; protein secretion. Lineage: Eukaryota; Viridiplantae; Streptophyta; Magnoliopsida; Rosales; Rosaceae.